UCUCUGGGCCCUGUGGCUGCCUGUCCCACUGCCCGCCGAGACGCCCUCAGGAAAGGUCACACUCCCUGCAGAUCCAGCGAGCCUGAACCAGACCAGCCAAGGGACCGGGAUGGAAGCUGCAGAUGCCUCCAGGAGCAACGGGUCGAGCCCGGAAGCCAGGGACGCCCGUAGCCCGUCGGGCCCCAACGGCAGCCUGGAGAACGGCACCAAGGCCGACGGCAAGGAGGCCAAGGCCACCAAUGGGCACGGCGGCGAGGUGGCCGAGGGCAGGAGCCUGGGCAGCGGCCUGAAGCCAGGGGAAGGGAAGAGCGCCCUGUUCUCGGGCAACGAGUGGCGGCGGCCCAUCAUCCAGUUUGUGGAGUCUGCGGAUGACAAGAGCUCCAACUACUUCAGCAUGGACUCUGCGGACGGCAAGAGGUCACCGUACGCGGGGCUCCAGCUGGGGGCCGCCAAGAAGCUGCCCGUCACCUUUGCCGACAAGAGCGAGCUGCGCAAGUCCCUCUUCUCGGAGCCGCGGAAGCCCACGGGCCCCGUCGCGGAGCCCGGCGAGGUGCGCAGGAACAGCUACCCCCGGGCCGACUCGGGCCUCCUCCUGCGGUCCAGGCCGGGCUCCGAGGAGGUGCUGUGCGACUCCUGCAUCGGCAACAAGCAGAAGGCCGUCAAGUCCUGCCUGGUGUGCCAGGCCUCCUUCUGCGAGCUGCACCUCAAGCCCCACCUGGAGGGCGCCGCCUUCCGCGACCACCAGCUGCUCGAGCCCAUCCGGGACUUCGAGGCCCGCAAGUGCCCCCUGCACGGCAAGACCAUGGAGCUCUUCUGCCAGACCGACCAGACCUGCAUCUGCUACCUCUGCAUGUUCCAGGAGCACAAGAACCACAGCACCGUGACGGUGGAAGAGGCCAAGGCCGAGAAGGAGACAGAGCUGUCACUGCAGAAGGAGCAGCUGCAGCUCAAGAUCAUUGAGAUUGAGGACGAAGCUGAGAAGUGGCAGAAGGAGAAGGACCGCAUCAAGAGCUUCACCACCAAUGAGAAGGCCAUCCUGGAGCAGAACUUCCAGGACCUGGUGCGGGACCUGGAGAAGCAAAAGGAGGAAGUGAGGGCUGCACUGGAGCAGCGGGAGCAGGAUGCUGUGGACCAAGUGAAGGUGAUCGUAGAUGCUCUGGAUGAGAGGGCCAAGGUACUGCAUGAAGACAAGCAGACCCGGGAGCAGCUGCACAGCAUCAGUGACUCGGUGCUGUUUCUGCAGGAGUUUGGUGCAUUGAUGAGCAAUUACUCGCUCCCCCCGCCUCUGCCCACCUACCAUGUCCUGCUGGAGGGGGAGGGCCUGGCACAGUCUCUCGGCAACUGCAAGGACGACCUGCUCAAUGUGUGCAUGCGCCAUGUCGAGAAGAUGUGCAAGGCGGACCUGAGCCGCAACUUCAUCGAGAGGAACCACAUGGAGAACGGUGGUGACCAUCGCUACAUGAACAGCUAUACAAAUAGCUACGCCAGCGAGUGGAGUGCCCCGGACACCAUGAAGAGAUACUCUAUGUACCUCACACCCAAGGGUGGGGCCCGGACGUCGUACCAGCCGUCAUCUCCCAGCCGCCUCUCCAAGGAGACCAACCUCAAGAAUUUCAACAAUCUCUAUGGCACCAAAGGUAACUACACCUCCCGGGUCUGGGAAUACUCCUCUUCCAUUCAGAACUCCGACGACCUGCCCGCAGUGCAAGGCAGCUCCUCCUUCUCCCUGAAAGCAGGCACUGGGAAAGCCCCCUAUCAAUUCACCACCUUGGGACAGGCCACUGCAGAGUUUUCCAAACCACUGGACCACAGUGGGCUGUUUAAAAAUAAUCCUGGCUAUCCCUCCCUCAUCCGGAGCCAGACCCCCAAGGCCCAGCCCCAGUCUUGGAAAUCUGGCAAGCAGACUUUGCUGUCUCACUACCGGCCAUUCUACGUCAACAAAGGCAGCGGGAUCGGGUCCAACGAGGCCCCAUGAGCUCCGGGCAGGAGGGAACGAGGCGCUACCACCCCUCCCCUCCCUACUGACCCUGCUGCUCUUGCCUGCUCAGCUACUGUGCUCAUCCGUGUGGGAGGGAGCCUGGCCUGGGCCUGCCCACUCCAGCCCUCUGCUGCCUCAGGGCAGUCCUGAGUCCCCCAUUAGCCACACUCCAUCCAGGCCCCUUUCCUGCCUUGUGACUUCUGAUGGUCACCAUCGUUCCUGUGUUCAGGGGCCAGCCCAUUGCAGGGUGAGAGAUUGGUGGGGCUCUCUGCCCUAACCCACCACCCUCCUCUUGGGCUGGAUCACUGGUGCUAGCAGUAUGUGCCCACCUGGUGUAAGCCUGCCACUCCUGCCCAUGCCCUGCUGUCCCCAGGCCUGUUGGCCACUUCUCUCCAAGGUCCCUUUCCCCCAUGCAGUCAGUAGGUGCCUGGACAAGACAGCUGUUCAUCUCACAUCCACACAGCACCACCUUCUCUCCAGCAGCCCAGUCCUGUCAGGAGAAGACUGGCCCUAUAUGUGCCCUCUCUGGUCCUACCUACCAGUGCCCAGCCUGGCAGAGCCUGCAGCUUUGGCCACCACAGAGGGAAACCUCUCAGUGUGUUGGCAUCACCCUGACCCCGUGUGGGUAUCCACCACAUCCACUUUGUUUCCGCAGGCCCUGGAGGGCAAGCUCCUGGCUGGCAGGAUGAUCUAGGCCAAGAUAUGCCUCUCUUCCACUUGCCAGGAUAAGCAAUUAUAAGUAAUUCACUCAACAUGAUAUAAUCUACCCAUGAAAAUAGCUACUGGCCCAGCCACCUUGAGGGAAAUACCACUUACCUACAGGAUUUCAUUAAUUUUAUAAUUUGGUGUGUUCUCCUGGAAGUGGAGAGUGCCUUACACGCUGCCUCCACCCUCGCCCACUGCCCCCGCAGAGACUCUGCCUCCUCUCUCUGACUACCCUUCAUGUUGCAUGUCUCGGGACCCAGGGCCUAGACAGGAGACCAAACCAGGAGCAGCAUGGUGGGGUCGUCCUCCUCUCACUCUCCCCCAGCCCCAGGGCCACAGGGCUGUGGGGGAGGGGGUCAACUUGCAGGGAUGGGGGAGGGGGACAUUCAGCUUGAGUUUUUCCCUCUGAAAUAAACC
Cynocephalus volans (Philippine flying lemur) is the source of this 3100-nucleotide messenger RNA. It is a transcript of the gene TRIM29, whose product is annotated as tripartite motif containing 29. The record is from RefSeq and is a predicted model, not a curated record. Gene Ontology annotation, molecular function: zinc ion binding. Lineage: Eukaryota; Metazoa; Chordata; Mammalia; Dermoptera; Cynocephalidae. The transcript is spliced from 10 exons. The coding region runs from base 110 to 1975 and encodes 621 amino acids.